UAACAAAUAUUAAUAUCAUUUCUAUCAAAUUUCAUUUUUUCUUAAAUAUAUAUGUUUAUUAAAUUUUUCAUUUUCUUCUUAAUUAAUCUUAAUUAUUAUUNAACCACCCUAUCCACCUCCAGGUUAUCCGCCUUAACCAGGAUAAUAAGGCUAACAAAAUUAUCCUCCUUAACCAGGUUACCCUCCUUAACCUAAUUAUCCUCCAUAACCAGGAUAUCCUCCUUAACAAGGAUAUUAAGCAUAAUAAGGUGGGUGUCCUCCUUAUACUGGUUAUCCACCAUAAACAGGAUAUCCUCCAUAAUAAUAAUUAAGAUGUAAAUAUUAUAUUAAAAUUAAUCAGAGAUUUAAUUUGUUGUCAAUGCAUGGCCAUUAUUUAAUAAUUUUCCAGUUACAGUAACAAUAGAUGAUAAUUAAUAUGUUGAUACUCUAGUUAGAAAUGCAUGUUCAUAAGCAUUAAUAAAUUAUAAUGCUGUUAGAGGAUUAAAGAUAAAGCCAGGUUAAUCUAGAAACUAAUUUUGCAAGGUAUUUUAGUUAAAUUAAUUUCAGGCUGAAAUUAUUCCUCCAAAUAUAACAAUAGCUUAACUUGCUAAUUAACAUCAAAAAGGAAAUGAAAAAAUUUAAGUUCAUUUAGAUUUGAUGCCAUAGAUUGGAUAACCUAUUGCAUUAUCUCCUAAAGUCACUGGUUUUGAUUAUCAAUCAUUAGAUUAUUUUAAAUAGAAUCCUAGAGCUUUUGGAGAAUCUGUAUGUGCUAUGUUAAAUAGUGAUGGUGGAAUCUGUUUAAUUGGAUUGGGUUAAGAUAUGAAAAUUAAAGGAUUGAUGGUACCAAAUUCAAAAUAAGAAAUUUAAUAGACUAUUAUUUCAUUACUUAAGGAUCACAUCUAUCCUCCUGGAUUCUAAUCAUUAAUUAAAGUAUAUUAAUUUCAUUUAUUCUACAUAGUCUAAAAUACACCAUCUUAUUGAUUAAAAUGGAAAUAAGUCUCAGUUGUCUGGAAUUGUUGUUCAAGUAGAAAGAUGUCCAAAAACAGAUAUUGCCUUUACUUAUGAUUAUGUCUUUUUCUAUAGGAAGGGAAAUGCUAAUGAAAGAGCAUAUCCACAUGAAAUUACUAAUAUUUUAAGAUAGAAAAAAGGAAAGAUGGCUAAAUAAUUUAUCUUAACAUUUAAUAUUUGA
Paramecium sonneborni is the source of this 1168-nucleotide messenger RNA. NCBI's taxonomy places the organism in Eukaryota, Ciliophora, Oligohymenophorea, Peniculida, Parameciidae. The record is from the annotation of a GenBank genome assembly.